Messenger RNA from Caenorhabditis remanei, 321 nucleotides. RefSeq lists its product as uncharacterized. The transcript has 2 exons. NCBI's taxonomy places the organism in Eukaryota, Metazoa, Nematoda, Chromadorea, Rhabditida, Rhabditidae. The record is from RefSeq and is a predicted model, not a curated record. The coding region runs from base 1 to 321 and encodes 106 amino acids.
AUGAAUUGGGUUAUUUUUCUACUUUUUUGUGGUUUAAUACCUGCAAACUAUGGGAGAAGCAUUGCAGUGGACGAUGCAGAAGAAAAUGCAGAACAAGCAAAACUUGAAAGAUUCUUGAUCAAAAAGAGAAUCUUAAACGAAUUACAAGCGGAAAUUUUUGAAAUCUCCCUCCCACCAGCUAGCAAUGAAACCGAAUAUGUUUCCUCCACAGACGAAAACCCUUAUAUAAUGGAAGGAGAUAUUGUAUACACUGAGAAACAAUUAGAUAUACUCAUCGAGGAUGUUCGGGGACAACUUUUUGCUAACAAGGGAACCUUUUAA